This is a messenger RNA of Dermacentor silvarum, 1104 nucleotides long. RefSeq lists its product as uncharacterized. The transcript has 3 exons. The record is from RefSeq and is a predicted model, not a curated record. Lineage: Eukaryota; Metazoa; Arthropoda; Arachnida; Ixodida; Ixodidae. The coding region runs from base 115 to 876 and encodes 253 amino acids.
CAAUUGGAGAAAAUGGCAUUUUCUUUCUCUGCCGUGUCAUUUCGUGUCGCCUGUGCGGCUGCUGCAGUCGGGCAGAGACGACGACCCGAGGUAGAUGAUGCAUUUUAAGAGUUGAUGGAGGAAGAGUUCCGGCAGCAUUUUCGUCUGUCCAAACGAACAGUGCGUAGCUUGUGCGACGAGCUUGACCCCAUCAUUGGAUGCCAGCGAGCCAGUGGCCUUUCCACAGAAAGGAAGGUGUUGUGCGCGCUGCGAUUCUUCGGCACCGGAAGCUUCCGGAGGAGCAUUGGUCGCGAGGAGCAAAUAGGCAUGGCGCAGUCGGCCGUGAGCAACACCAUCCACGAGGUGACGGAGGCCAUCAUUUCCGUGUCUGCCCGGAGAAAGUUGGUGGACUUUUCAUUGACACCGGCUGCCAAGGAUGAGGCAAAUGCGGCGUUUGCGCUACGCGGUGCCAUUCCAGGCGUGCUAGCGUACGUCGACGGCACGUUGAUCGCCAUUAUGAAGCCAGAGGGACUCAGCCCGGCCGACACGGCGAGCUUCAUGUCGAGGAAGGGUUAUUACGCCCAAAACGUCAUGGUCGUGUGCAACUCGGAACUUUGCAUCCUUGUUGUGGAACCCCGGCUCCCUGGUUCCGGCCACGACUCUUGUGUGUGGCAGCAUAAUCGACUGUGUGCGCGCCUAGCCGCACAACUGCAGCCAGGCGAGUAUAUGCUUGGUGCCCAGCUACGACUAGUGCCAGGGAGCGCACCUUCUCCAGGAUGCCCUCCUGAGCCGCUGCCGUCCUCUCUGCCGCGAAAGCGAGCCGGGUGGUGGAUUGUUCGAUCCUCCACAGCACCUGAAAUGAAUAAUUGUGGUGGAAUUGUUCGCAUGAGUUGGUGAUUAUUUGCAGCCAGCUCAUCGCUGGAAGCUGUUGUCGUCAAGAAUUGCAAUGUGCACAACAAUUGGCCACCUCCCUCACUGUAGCCACUGUGGUGUCUAUCCUCCCAACACAUCACAUAUCCUAUGGCAAUGCCAUCCAAAACUACCCCCCUCCCUUACCCAAACCUUCAUCCCUCCCAUCUAGCCCUUCCACCGAGUGACUGACCGUAGCAACCACCCUUCACGACC